GUUAAUCUUUUGAAUAGAAUUAAUGGUGUUAUAGAGGUAACAUUAAUUGUAAUUUGAAGAGAGUCAGUUAUUCUAAUAAUUUUAAUAAUGUUUAGCCGGUAACAAUUGAGAUCGUAUGUAUGAUUCUUUUACCUAGCUAUCCCACUGAAUCGAUUGAAUUUAUAGAGUAUAAGGCAGAUAACAAAAUGUAUGCGAAAGUAUUAGCAACAACAAGAGAAUCAAAGGAAUCAGCAUUAUUAUCUAAAUUAGUCACAUUAAGAGAAUAGUAAAUGGAAAUAUAAAUCAAUAGAAUAUCGACAAUUGGAAGUCCUAGAACUACUGUCAAGACAGCCAGAGGAAUGUCUGAACAUCUUGGAGCAAUUUCUCCACGUUCUUUUGGGAGAAGAUUGGAUGAAAAAUUGCCUAUGAAAGAAUUGGGGGAAAUUGCGAAUUAUUUUAAUUCAUUGACAGCCUAAUAAGCAAAAACGUUAUCAAAAAAUUAUGUGAAUGAAAUGGUGCGUUUGUAGUAGUGUAUUGAGAAGAAGUUGAAAAGAUGAUGUUGUUAAUAAAUUAAAUUACCAAUGAAUCAAAAGCCAC
Molecule: messenger RNA, 576 nt
Organism: Paramecium sonneborni
Lineage: Eukaryota; Ciliophora; Oligohymenophorea; Peniculida; Parameciidae
Source: the annotation of a GenBank genome assembly